Sorex fumeus (smoky shrew) is the source of this 1651-nucleotide messenger RNA. It is a transcript of the gene SPRYD4, whose product is annotated as SPRY domain containing 4. The record is from RefSeq and is a predicted model, not a curated record. Lineage: Eukaryota; Metazoa; Chordata; Mammalia; Eulipotyphla; Soricidae. Bases 28 to 651 code for a protein of 207 amino acids. Gene Ontology annotation, molecular function: protein binding. The transcript is spliced from 2 exons.
GUGCCCCGUCCCUUCCGGUGUGGCAAGAUGGCGCUGCCCUUUGCGCGGUCGCUGUGCCUGUGCCGCUCGGGAGCCAAACGCUUGGGGCUUACCACCCCGGAAGCCCGCAGAGGAAUCAGCUUCAAACUGGAAGAAAAAACCGCCCACAGCAGCCUGGCCCUCUUCAAAAAUGAAACAGGCGUCAAAUACGGCAUGGUGGGGUUGGACCCCACCAAGCUGGCCCAGAACGUGGAACGCUUCCGUGAGUGGGCAGUGGUGCUGGCAGACACGGCGGUCACCAGUGGCAGGCAUUACUGGGAGGUGACAGUGAAGCGCUCCCAGCAGUUCCGGAUAGGAGUGGCGGAUGUGGACAUGUCAAGAGAGAGCUGCAUUGGUGUGGAUGACCGCUCCUGGGUGUUCGCCUAUAACCAGCGCAAGUGGCACUCCAUGCUGGCCAAUGAGAAAGCCCCAAUUGAGGGGAUUGGGCAGCCAGAGAAAGUGGGACUGCUGCUGGAAUUUGAGGCCCAGAAGCUAAGCCUGGUGGACGUGAACCGGCUUAUGGUGGUCCACACACUUCAGACAGAAUUUCGGGGCCCGGUGGUACCUGCCUUUGCCCUCUGGGAUGGAGAACUCGUGACCCACUCGGGUCUAGAGGUGCCUGAGGGCCUCUAGCUUGGGUAGCACUGGAGUCCCUGAUCCCACUCUUGGCCAGCCUCUUGCUGUAUUGAAAACCCUUUAACGUCGUCCCAAGCAACCUGUAGCUUCCUCAAUUCAGCGUGCAAUAUCUGAAGUCAUUUUCCUCUCACCUCUCCUGUGGCUGGGCACAAACACCCUGUCCCCUCCCCCACAUGGCCAGUCUCUGAGCUACCACAACUGUACUUUUUCCCUGACUUGCUUCCUCUGCCUCCUUGUGCCCAGAUCUUUCUUCUGUGUUCUUUUCAGUCUGGGGUCAUACCUUUCAGCUUGGUUUACCUCUCCCUUUCUUUGCCCUUAUCUCACUUGUUUUUGAAGCUCUACCAAAUGUCCAGCGCAAAUCGUUUCUAUCUCUGGCUGGAGGAGCGGUGCAGUCCUUGAGUCGGCCCAUUCUCUAUUGCACAGUUUGGGAUCUGGCUCCUCAGGAAGUGCUUUACUGUGUCAGAGUAAGAAUAGAGCCAUCCUUCCCUAGUACCUCAGUGACACACUCUUAGCCCCACAAGCUGCAGUAUCCUCACACCUAUCCCUUCGCCUUAACACCUCUGACACCUGGUCAGUCUGUUAACACUGGGCCAGUUACAACCAUGACCAAGGGAGAAGAGACACUUGAGGGAUAGUGAGGGUUUUCGUGGUAGAAUUUUUGUUCUUGAGAUGUUCCCACUUCAUUUCUGCUACAGUUAGAACUUCCAGAGGGAAGAGGGAGGGGCUGAGGUCUUGCAUAAAGCGUUCUUGGACCUGCCUCCACCCAAACCCUUGGCCCUGUUGGCAGCAGAGUACUUAACCAGAGACAGUAUUUGGAGUAGAGGAGGACCGGGGGGAUGAGUGAGCGUGUAUGUAGAAUAUGUAUUGUUUGAGCUCCGAUCCUGUGGUUCUAUCUUACUCUACACCUGUGUGAAGGUGAUGCAGCUAGGUGGUACUAAGGAAAAAAAUGACUGGGUUUAGCAAAGUAAUUUGUAUAAUUAAAGUUUAUUUGAACACA